AUGCGUUUUCCCGCGCGAAAACAGAGGGAGAUCCAUCGCCGGUAUAAAAGACGGCGGGAGAAAAGGGAGGGAAACAAGGAGGCGGAGGAGAGAGAGAGAGAGCAGGGUUGUGUGCGGCAUCGAUCCCCAAACCCUACAGUCGGCGAUUUCGGCCUCGAUCCGCUGCCGCCGGUUUCGUUUCCUGCUGGAUCCGUCAAUUCCGGUGAUCUCCGGCAGCUUUUGGUCGGGGCAGAGAGAAGUUACCAACUUUGCCUUGGAGGUUGCUGGCUCCUCGGCGCCGUCUUUGGUUGGAUCUACCCUUCGGCGAGUUUCGGAGCCAAGAAGGUUGGUCGGCUAGGGUUUCUGAGGAUAAAUUUUUAGUAGAUAGCAGAUAGGUGGUGGUUGGACAUGGAGGACGUGAAGCCGUCGAUUGCAUCGCUUGAGGGUGACGGAGGCGCCAUGGAAGCUCGUUUUAUUGAUGUGUGCAAGAGUAAGCUGACUCUUGACGAGGGCAUGCUUAGACAAGCUAUCUUUUUAUUCAAGGAAACCAAACACUUCCUCUUGGCAAAUAUGUCCGCUAUCGGAAGUGGAUCGCCUGAAGAGAUCGAGAGGUUUUGGUCUGCAAUUACUUUGUAUUGUGUGACAAAGCUAGGGAAGGGGAGACUUAAGCAAGACAAGGAAGAAAAUGGCAUCACGCUCUGUCAGAUACUGAGAAUAUUUAAGCUGAAUGUUGUGGAUUUCUUCAAAGAGAUGCCACAAUUUUGUCUGAAGGCAGGUUACAUAUUAAGUGGUUUAUAUGGUUCAGACUGGGAGAAGAGGCUUGAGGUGAAGGAGCUACAGGCGAACAUUGUUCACUUAUGUCUUCUUAGCAGGUACUAUAAACGAGCAUACCAAGAGUUAUUCAUGCAAACUGAUACAAGCAACGGUCAUGAUUCAACAAUUUCUACUUGUGAAAAGGGUUAUAUUUCUGACUACCAUCGAUUUGGAUGGCUAUUAUUUUUAGCUCUCCGCAUACAUGCAUUUGGACGCUUCAAGGAUCUUGUGACAUGUACUAAUGGACUAGUUUCCAUACUGGCUAUACUUAUUCUCCACGCGCCCAAACAUAUCAGGAAAUUUAGUAUUCAAGACUCACCAAUUUUUGCUAAACGGUCAGAUAAGGGAGUCAACCUUUUAGCUUCUCUAUGUGAGAAAUAUGAUGCCUCAGAGGACGAACUGCGGGGAGUAAUGGAAAUGGCAAAUAACUUGAUAGUGGGCAUAUUGAAGAAAAAACCACAAGAAGCUUCAAAUGCAAAGAAUGAAUGUCUGGCUUACAUCAACACAGAUGGCUUGACCUAUUUUGAUGACCUCUUGGAGGAAAAGUCAUUACAGUCAAGUAUACUUAUCUUAGAGAAAGAUUACGAAGAUGCAAUCCUUAAAGGUGAGCUAGAUGAGCGAAUGUUUGUUAAUGACAGCGACAGUCUAAUUGGCAGUGGAAGCUUAUCUGGAGGCAUUAUUAACAUGUGCGGAACAAAGAGAAAGUAUGAGUUAAUUGCUUCACCAGCAAAGUCUAUCACAAGUCCAUUGUCUCCACCAUGUUCUCCUGGUUCUCCUUUGAAGGGAAGUCUUAUAGGGAGUGCUAAGUUGGCUCCUGUUACUCCAGUGAGCUCCGCUAUGACUAUGGCAAAGUGGCUUCGAAACAUUAUAUCUCCUCUUCCUUCAAGGCCCUCGCCGGAGCUUCUUCGUUUUCUUUCAACUUGUGACAAGGAUAUAACCAGUGAAGUAACACAAAGAGCCAACAUUAUUCUUGGAGCUAUUUUUCUUUCCUCUGCUUUUGGAGAUAGGCAUAUUUCAGGUAGCAUGCAGAGUUCUGCUCGGAUGGAUAGUAUAUGGGCUGAGCAGAGAAAGUUGGAGGCGCUUAAGUUGUACUACAGGGUUUUGGAGGCAAUGUGUAGAGCAGAAUCACAUAUAUUAAAUGGAAGCAAUCUUACUUCAUUGUUAUCAAAUGAACGAUUUCAUCGCUGCAUGCUUGCUUGUUCAUCUGAACUAGUUUUGACUGCGCAUAAGACUGUUACCUUGAUGUUUCCUGCUGUUUUGGAGAAAACAGGCAUUACAGCCUUUGAUUUGAGCAAGGUCAUAGAGAGUUAUGUCAGGCAUGAGGAAAGCCUUCCGCGUGAGUUGAAAAGACAUUUAAAUUCUCUGGAAGAGAGGCUCUUAGAAAGCAUGGCAUGGGAAAAAGGUUCCUCGAUGUAUAAUUCUUUGAUAGUAGCCCGACCAGUUCUUUCUACAGAAAUAAAUCGUUUAGGAUUAUUAGCAGAACCAAUGCCAUCUCUCGAUACAAUCGCUGGGAAUUAUAAUGUUUCUUCUGGAGGCCUGACUCUACCUUUCCCAAAAUCUGAACAUUCCCCAGAACAAAAUGAAGACCCUAGAUCUCCAAAGAAAGCAUGCAAUGAAUACAGAAAUGUGUUAAUAGAACGAAACUUCCUAAAAUCACCUGUGAAGGAUCGUGGCUUCUGUAGUCCCAAAUCUAAACUACCUCUUCAAUCUGCUUUUGCAAGCCCAACACGACCAAAUCCAACUGGAGGAGGGGAAACUUGUGCAGAAACAGGGAUCAAUGUCUUCUUUAGUAAGAUUACAAAGCUGGCAGCUAUCAGAAUCAAAAGCUUGAGUGAAAGGCUUCAGUUGUCCCAGCAAAUUCUAGAGCGCAUCUAUUCUCUCAUUCAGCAGAUUCUUGUUCACCGAACUCUUCUUUUUUUUAAUCGGCAUAUUGAUCAAUUAAUUCUUUGUAGCUUCUAUGGGGUUGCCAAGAUUUCUCAACUCAGCCUAACCUUUAAGGAGAUCAUAUACAACUACAGAAAGCAAUCACAAUGUAAACCUCAAGUUUUUCGCAGUGUUUUUGUUCACUGGCCAUCGAACAGCCGAAAUGGAAAAACAGGGCAGGAGCAUGUUGAUAUCAUUACAUUUUACAAUGAGGUAUUUGUUCCUUCAGUGAAGCCUCUGUUGGUUGAACUAGGGCAUGCCGGUGUGAGUAAUACUAGCAACAAAACCAUUGAAGACAAAAUUAGUUCUGAUGGCCAAAUUCCAGGAUCGCCUAGGAUGUCCUCCUUUCCACAUCUUCCUGACAUGUCUCCAAAGAAAGUCUCCGCUGGUCAUAAUGUAUAUGUUUCGCCUCUGCGAUCAUCUAAGAUGGAUGCCUUGCUCUCUCCAAGCUCAAAGAGUUACUAUGCAUGUGUUGGCGAAAGCACCCACGCGUAUCAGAGCCCCUCGAAAGAUCUGUCAGCCAUCAACGACCGUCUAAACUGUGGAAGAAAGGUCAGUGGCAGACUAAAUUUCGAUGUGCUAAGCGACUUCGUUGUAGCUAGGAGUCUCCAGAACGGUGCUGCUGCUGCUGCUGCUCCAGGCACUGAUGAUGCUCUGACUUUAAAGUCAACUGUAAAAGCUGAGCAACCUGAUAGCUGAAGUGUUCACAGUGUGGUAGUCUAAUCAAUCUGAUCUAUGCUAACUUACCACUUAGAUGAAGUUCCUAACCUCUUUCACUGACUAGUUGUCAACAGGGGUCUGACACAAGCAAUUAGCUCAAAACUUGAUGCCGUAGAAUUCUAAAAAUCAAAUCUUGCUUCUUUCGCAGCCUCCAAGUUUCUGAAUGUGUUAUUUCCGAAUAUUUAUAGCGAAAAAGGCCAGAUCUAGUGUGAUUGGCAAUAAACGUUCAGGUUUCUAUGAUGUUUUUCUACCUGGUCAGUGAUUGAGGGAUGUAUAUUUGCUAGUUUCUUGAUUACCAGAAGAAAGUUUCUUUCCCUUUUGCCUAUUAA
Messenger RNA from Zingiber officinale, 3764 nucleotides. RefSeq names its product retinoblastoma-related protein-like. Gene Ontology annotation, cellular component: nucleus; transcription regulator complex; chromatin. The transcript is spliced from 18 exons. The record is from RefSeq and is a predicted model, not a curated record. Gene Ontology annotation, molecular function: RNA polymerase II transcription regulatory region sequence-specific DNA binding. Bases 388 to 3414 code for a protein of 1008 amino acids. Gene Ontology annotation, biological process: negative regulation of G1/S transition of mitotic cell cycle; cell differentiation; regulation of transcription by RNA polymerase II. Lineage: Eukaryota; Viridiplantae; Streptophyta; Magnoliopsida; Zingiberales; Zingiberaceae.